Molecule: messenger RNA, 2322 nt
Organism: Effrenium voratum
Lineage: Eukaryota; Dinophyceae; Suessiales; Symbiodiniaceae
Source: the annotation of a GenBank genome assembly
AUGGUCGAUGAUGCUGUGGCUGGCUCCCUGACGAUGGCAGUUCUCACCUUCCAGGGGGAGGGCAUUGAGCGAAUCUCCGAGGAGAUCUCCUUCGUGCGUCAGCAGACCCCGCCUUAUGGGCCGCCCGAGCAGCCGGGGAUGGCCGGCAGUCGGGAGAUCAACGAGCCGUUCCGCUACCACCUGCCCCAAGUGGCGCUCUUUUAUUCCAUGGCCUCAGCAGCGCUGGGGCUCUUUACGGUCAGCUUCUUCGCCAACUCCAUGCUGCUGGAGACCCAGGGCACACCCCGCGCCGUGGACAUCAAUAUGCUGAUCGCAGAGGGGGUGCAGAUCUACAUGUCCCGCACCUUUCCCGUGAUUGUCCUGAUCCUUGUGUCUGCCGGGGGCUACGUCUACGUCACCGCGGGCUGGGGCACGUUGACCUGCUUCUGCGCGGGGGCGCUGCUGAACCUCGUCUCCGCCUACGUGGGGGUCCGCACGGCCGUCCAGGGCACCUGCAGGUUGGCCACGGUGAUGGGGGAGAACUUGUCCAGGUCCGUGCAGAUGGGCAUGUACACGGGCUCCAUCGGGGGCUUGUUGUCCACCUCCCUGGCCUUGGGCGGCAUGGCGGGGAUGUGGUUCUGGGCGCUGGACUCCUCGCUGCUCUCGGGCUUCGGCUCGGGGGCCUGCAUCGUGUCCUUCUAUCUGCGCGUGGGGGGCGGCAUCUUUUCCAAGGGCGCUGACCUGGGCGGUGACCUGGUGGGGGAGAUGAACGAGUCGAAGGUGGACGAAGACCGGCGGGUUUUCUCGCUGCAGCAGCGGAUGGAGUCGAUCGCUAAGAACCGGAAGGAGCGUUUGCGCCAAGGCCUGGAAGAUGACGAAGAGGAGGCCCUGGAUCAGCUGAGGAUGCUGGAGGAGGAAAUGCACGACAUGUGCUCCGAUCUGCAUCCCAUCGACUUCUUGGAUGAGGUGGGCGAGGUCAUCUGCGAUCUCGUCGGUACCUGCGUUGACCUUUUUGAGUCCAUGGUGCUGAUUCUGAGCACCUCCGCCAUCAUCGGGGCGAAGAUCUCCUCAGUGCCCCACGUCCUGACGGGUUUGCCCUUUUGGAUCGUUGCCUCUGGGAACAUAGGCUGUGCGGUGGCAGCAUGCAGGGUGCACUGCACUGAGAGAUACAGCGCCAGAACUAUUCGGUGGUCGAUGCGUGCUAACUUGUUGGCUGUGAUCUUCUUCGUGCAGUUCGUGCAGGUGGGCGUGAGUUACCUGGAGUGGGUGCAUGGCAGCAUCACCUUCGCCAUGUUUUGGCACUUCGUGGUUAUCUCCGUGAUUGGCCAGCUCUUGCCAGAGUUCUGCGUCAUGGCCGGGGAGUACUUCACCUCCCCGGACUAUUGGCCCAUCCGAAACCUGGCGGCCAACUCGAAGCACGGCGUGGUGCAGGUCGUCUUGCAGGGCCUCGGCCAGGGAUUCCUCUCCACCGCCAGCCCUGCGCUGCUCCUGGUCCUGGCUGUGAUCGUCACCUGGGGGCUGGAGGGUCACUACGGCCUGGCCUUGCUGGCCUCUUCCUCGGUGAGCGGUACUGGCUUCCAGGGCAGCAUCGCUUCCUUCGGUGCGAUCGCCACGAAUGCGCACAAGCAAGUGCACCUCACCACCUACGACUCCCUCAGCAGAAACCGUGCCAACAUUUGCGCCACGAUCGGAGAUUCCGCGAUGCAGGCGGGCAACACGGUCUCGGCCAUCAACGCCUUCAGCGCGGUCUUCGGGGUGGCGCUGACGAUGCUCGCGGAGAUCUACACUGCCAGGACCUUGGACUACCAGGCUGUCUCCGGAUCUCCUCUCUCGGAAUGGAGUCAGGCUGGUUUGGUCUUUGGAGUGGUCAUGCCGUUCCUGUUCACGGGGAACACCACCAUCAGCUGCCUAGAAACGUCCAAGGCCUUCAUGCGGUUCUGCAAGGAAUCCAACACCGUGUCCAAGAUCACCGAUGUACCCUUCCCGCAGUCGCACAUCAAAGGACUUCGGAUUCUGUCGUCUUUUGGCACCAUCACUUCCAUGCGCUUGGUCUUCGGCCCCAUCAUCCACUCGAUGAUUUGUCCCCUGCUGGGUGGAUUCUUCCUGGGCACGCGCGGGCUGAUUUGGCUGCUUUCGGGCAUGAACGUGUUGGGCGUUUGCCUCAGCCUGUUCCUCAUCAACUCUGGCCAGUGCUGGGUGUCAGCGCGGAAGUAUGUGCUCUUCGGUCACCUCAAGGCGCUUCGCCGCGUUUCGCUGCCAGCAUCUGGUUUUGCCAUUCGGCCGCUGCACCACCCCUUUGAGUCUAUUUUAGUGGGGAUUGGGAUGUUCACUGGGGGUACGUGA